UGUUGGUUCUCUCUCUCUCUCUCUCUCUUUCUUUCUCUCUCUUUAAUCUCUCAUCGCUUCAACGGUUCAAUCAAUCAAGCCUCACUCACUAACACACCCACUCAGCCCUUACCUUUUUUUCUUUGAUUGAGUUCACACUUCAUACUGCACCCAACUCGAGCCAAGCAAACCCAGUUGCCACUGAAUCGGAUCGUCCGAAAUAUUAUUUAUAUUAUUGUAUACAUAGAGGAGAAGAGGGAAUGGCUUACAUGUGUGCAGACAGUGGAAACCUUAUGGCCAUUGCGCAGCAAGUCAUCAAGCAGAAGCAGCAGCAAGAACAGCAGCAGCAGAAACAGCACCAGCAGCACCACCAACAUCAUCAUCAUCACCAUCACCACCAUCACCAACACCAUCUCAACCCUCUCUCCUUACAUCCAAUUCCAUGGAACAACACUCCCACUCUCGGCUACCCUCUCCAUCCCACCGACUUCCCCGACCCCUUCCAACCCGAUCCCCCAUUCCACUUCCCGGACACGCAAUCCGCACCCGCACCGGCCCCCUUCCGCUUCUCCGAUUUCGACUCCGACGACUGGAUGGACUCUCUCAUCGCCGCCGCCGACACCCCCUCCUGGCACACCAAUGCCGAUUUCCCCUUCCCCUCCGAUCUCAACCGCCUCAUCUUCCCCUCCUCCGACACUACCGCCGCCGCUACAUCGCUCCCGCUCCAACCAACACCUCCCCCGCCGCCGCAGGAACCAGUCAACGCCGGCCUCUCCUCCGAACCCGAGUCCGCUCACCCGCUACUCAAAGCCCUAACAGAGUGCGCCUCCCUCGUGGAAAGCGAACCGGAUCAGGCCGCGGAAUCCCUCGCCCGGCUGAGAAAAUCAGUAUCCCAGCACGGAAAUCCCACUCAGCGAGUGGGCUUUUACUUCUGCGAAGCCCUCUCCCGUAAAAUAUGGGCCGAGCAGGACAAGGGAGAGCCCAAAAGUGCGAAGACAACCACCUCAGAGGAGUUGACGCUGUCUUACAAAGCCCUCAACGAUGCCUGCCCGUACUCCAAGUUCGCACACUUAACCGCCAACCAAGCCAUCUUGGAAGCCACCGAAGACGCCUCCAACAUACACAUCCUGGACUUCGGCAUCGUCCAAGGGAUUCAGUGGGCCGCGCUCUUGCAGGCUUUCGCCACUCGCUCUUCCGGAAAGCCCAAUAAGAUCAAAAUCUCUGGGAUUCCCGCCAUCGCUCUUGGGGCCUCGCCCGGCCCAUCUCUCUCCGCCACCGGCAACCGCCUCUCCGAGUUCGCGAAGCUCCUCGACCUGAACUUCGAGUUCACGCCUAUUCUCACUCCCAUUCACGACCUCGACCGCAAGAGCUUUUGCAUUGACCCCGACGAGGCCCUGGCGGUGAACUUCAUGCUCCAGUUGUACAACCUACUUGACGAGCCCCCGACCGCCGUUGACACCGCCCUCCGGUUGGCGAAAUCUCUCAACCCCAAAAUCGUUACCCUCGGCGAGUACGAGGCAAGCUUGACACGUGUCGGCUUUGUGAACCGCUUCAAGACCGCGUUCAGGUACUUCUCCGCUGUUUUCGAGUCGCUGGACCCUAACUUGGCCGCGGACUCACCGGAGAGGUUUCAGGUGGAGAGUCUUCUCCUGGGGCGGCGAAUCGACGCGGUGAUUGGGCCUGGGCCGGUGAGGGAGAGCAUGGAGGACAGGGAGCAGUGGAGGGCUCUGAUGGAACGUGCUGGGUUUGAGUCUGUGAGUCUGAGUCAUUAUGCAGUUAGUCAGGCGAAGAUACUUCUCUGGAAUUACGGUUACAGCUCUCUGUUUUCGCUGCUUGAAUCCACGCCGCCGGGCUUCUUAACUCUCGCUUGGAAAGAUGUUCCUCUCUUGACUCUCUCCUCGUGGCGCUAAUGCUUCUUCUUCUUCUUCCUUUCAAAUCAAAAUGGGAACCCUUUCCACCUGGUCCUUUUUUCUCUGGUGUGGAACCGCUAAUUAUUAAUUAUUUGUCUAUAUGCCAUGGAGGAUCCCUCUGCACUGCUGCACAUUUUCAAUCUCAACUCGCAGACGCGGCGAGAAUUCUGCCAUUUGGGAGGAUUGCCACUUUUAGCAGUUUGGUCCUCUGCUAGUUCCACACCCAUUACUUCUUUCGUUUUCAAUUGAUUUUUUUUUCCUUUUUAGUAGCUUUUUUUCAUCUGGCAAUGGUGUUAUUAGAUUGACUAGGCAAACAGUGACAAUGGGAAUAGGAAGUUAUGGGAUGGAGAAAUCUUUCUUUCUCAUUGCUUCUGGUCAUUGUGACUCUGUAAAUUGGAUUUUGUUGUAUGGGUUUAAAUUGGUCUGAAUGUCAAAGGAUUUUAUCUUUUUAUCUUUA
Vigna angularis (adzuki bean) is the source of this 2346-nucleotide messenger RNA. RefSeq names its product SCARECROW-LIKE protein 7. Bases 240 to 1889 code for a protein of 549 amino acids. Gene Ontology annotation, cellular component: nucleus. Gene Ontology annotation, biological process: regulation of DNA-templated transcription. The record is from RefSeq and is a predicted model, not a curated record. Gene Ontology annotation, molecular function: sequence-specific DNA binding; DNA-binding transcription factor activity. NCBI's taxonomy places the organism in Eukaryota, Viridiplantae, Streptophyta, Magnoliopsida, Fabales, Fabaceae. The transcript is spliced from 2 exons.